This is a messenger RNA of Capsaspora owczarzaki ATCC 30864, 935 nucleotides long. Its product is annotated as parkinson disease 7 domain-containing protein 1. Bases 121 to 864 code for a protein of 247 amino acids. The transcript is spliced from 4 exons. Lineage: Eukaryota; Filasterea; Ministeriida; Capsasporidae. The record is from RefSeq and is a predicted model, not a curated record.
GCUCAUUUGGUAGAGCAUGUCGUUAACACCGACAAGCACACUAUUCUACUCGAUCGGACAAGCCUCAGUCCAGUUCUCGUGUGUGUGGGGGUGCCAAUUCAAUCCCAAUUUCAAAAAAUCAUGGCAUCGCCAGCCACGUCGCUGUCGCCUCCGACGCAGCCGUCCACUCCAUCAUCGCAGCCACAAGCACAACAGCAGCAGCGUGCACUGCUGCUCACGACUGCGAGCGCGCUGGGCAUCUCGGCGCACUCGUUCAUCCACUCGUAUACGCUGGCCUCGUCGCUCUUUGCAGUGACGAUCGCGACGCCCGGCGGAGGGCCGCUCCACUUCCCAGAGACUGACGCAAACUCGCGACGAUGGCUCGACGACUUUCUCGCCAAGCCAGCCGCGGUCCCGGUCGCCGUCGAGUCGCUCGAUCUGACCCUGUUUGCCGCGCUGCUCAUUCCCGGAGGCGCCGGCACCAUCACGGAUCUCCCGCACAAUGCUGCUGUGGCGCACUUGGCAAUGGCGUUCGAUCGCGAUAAAAAGCUCAUCUGUGCCGUGGGAUUGGGUGUAUCUGUGCUCUGUGCAAGUGCGUUGCUUGGAAACAAGGGCGCAGACUGGCAGUUCGCCGGACGGUGCAUGACUGCUCCAUCCAAUGUCGAACUCGCCCGCACGACGCUGCUUGCCGAGCAACCGCUCCUGCUCGAAGACUUUCUGCGAGACAACGGCGCCUGUUAUUCUGCCGCGAAAAGCGAUUCCGUCCACGUUGUCAUCGACAACAAUCUCAUCACUGCUCAGAACGAUGCAUCCACGCUUUCCGCCGUGCAGAACUUGAUAUUGCUUGGCAACAACAGCAGGCGAGAACGCAAGGCUGCUGCAUGAACUUGUGGUGACUGCUGUGUUUGUGCAAUGCGAAUGCAUACUGUUGGUACUAUUGGUAGAUGUGCUUCCCC